CCAUUCGUUUAGCCAUCGUUCAGAGUUACAAUGGCACUGAAAAAAGUGAUUUACGAAGGGUCCUCGUACUUAUGAAAAAGGAGAGCCAUAGGAAAAGAAAUAGAAACAGAUCUUUAUAGUAGCUAUAAAUGCCUUUGAAUUUUAUCCACUCUGAAGUUAAACCAUCAUUGCUUUCUUUCCGUAAUCAUUGUCAACCUCACAAAUCACGUCCAGCCUUCCUUUGCAUUUUCCCUGCGGUCUUGACACUGUUGUGGAAUCAUAGAUAGUGCUUGUCUACCGCGAUUCCUUAGUCUUGAGCCAAGAUCACCCUGUGCCUUGUCUCUGUGACCGAGUCUGACCACAGAUGGUGCCCAGAAGUUAAAACGGCAGGUGAGUCAAAGCUGGAAACCUCACUUCAGCUCCUAAGAAGCCACACCUGUGUUUGGUUACUACGGAUACACCUGGGUUGACACAAAACCAGAUUCUCUGCCUCGGUGUAGGCUUUCCUGAUCUUCCGCCCACAGAGGAUCAAUCUGGGGAGUGACUAACCCCCACUGCAGGCUCCCUCCACAAUGCCAAUUCUGAAAAGCUCUGUGCCCCUUUUUCUGCUGUUUCUCAAUCCCCUGCAGUGCCCCAUGCUGGGUCUAAGGAACUGGCCUGCCGCCUCCAGCCUUCCUGAAAAAUGUGGGGCUCACCAAUUCUUCAACCUUGAGACCGGCCACUGCAGCUCCUGCGCCCCAGAGCUGAUCCCAAGUCCUGAGGGUUUGGGUUGUGUUUGCAAGCCUGGAUCAAAAGAGUCAAGUGGAGAACCCCAUCGUCUUCCAUGCCCUGAUUGCAGCAACGUUCCCCCUGGCACUCUCUGGGAAUCUGAGUUUCUUGACGGGAGCUUCCUAGCAUGUAAGAACACCUGCAAUGCAACAGCUUGUCAAAUGCUCACCAACAUGGUCAUCCUCAAAGCUUUCUCUUUGCAAACCAGGCCUUAUGAUCUUUACACCAAGGUCAAGAGCCAAGACCUCCCAAAGGUUUGGUAUGGGAGCAACACUGGACCUUUUCCUUCUGUGGCUUUUGGGAAGCAUUUGAAGAUUGACUUCAAGCUCAUUCAGUACGAUGUCUGGGGAAAAUUCCUGGGUUGGCAGGAUGUAAAGGGAGCAACAUUGCAGCUCUGUCCGAACAGCCAGAAGGUCCUGGAUGCAGCUUUCCUCUUGGGGACCUCAUACAGUCAGUCUUGCACCCUUGAAGUCUCUGCUCUGCUGCAAAGGACUCCAGAACCCAUCUUCUAUGAGAUGUUUUUGCAGUUUGAAGAUGAGAAGGGGAACACCCAGCUAUGGCCCAUUCCUAUAAGCAAUCCCACAAUGGUAACAAACAAUCAAGCACCAUUGCUGACUCAAGCGCUCCGGAGAUUCUUUCUGGUCGAUGGGCUAUCAAGCAGAAAAGGGAAUUUGUCAAAUGCGCCAGAGUCUGUUACCCUGGCAAAGGAUUUGAUUCUCAGUGUCCACCUUCCAACCACUGUUCCUGGGGAAGACCCACCUUUCUUCUUGACAGUCAGAUAUGCCACAUACCCCCUUGCGGGAGCUGCCCGGGUGUCAUUUUCAGUCUCCUACAUUCAGAGACCUGGAUCAGCUCAGCUAGCAACGGAUAUUGCCUUUGGGGUCCUGGGGUUCCUUGCUGUCCUCUAUGCUUUGUUGGAAACCAGCAGCUGGGCCCGGCGAUCUCGCCUGCAAAAUAUCGGUUUCACGACCAUAUUGAAAUUCUUUGCUUGCUUGGUUGGCUCUCUGGCAAACGUCUUUUUCAUGGUCACCUUGGGAAUUGGCAUUUACUGGCUGAUCGCUUUCAAGGGUCAGCAGUUUUCUACUGUGGAAAUUACACUCCCAGCUGCUGGUAGCCAAGCAGAAACCAACUUUAUAAUCUAUGCGUUGUGUGCUCUGAUUUUGAAGAGCCUGGAUCUCCUACAUCUGCUGAUCACCCAGCUAACGGUCUCCAUUUUCCUGAUCGACUGGGAAAAGCCAAAGGAAAAACCAACAAUGAAAGGAGGUCCAGCCUCGUCAGUAAGUGCCUGGAGGACUUUUCUGAUCGCUAAUGAGUGGAAUGAAAUCCAGACACACAGGAAGGUGCAUCCUUCGCUUCAGCUGUUUGCAGUUUUGUUGGUUUUGGAGGUGGUGGGGCUAAAAAACCUCGCAUCAAGAGACCUGAAUGUCAGUCUGCAGCCUGAGCCAAAUACUUACCAAGCUCCCUGGAGCCCAAUUCUUCGUUUUGGGAUUGCCGCUUCUGUUUGGCUGGUGGUGGCCAUUGUGCAGAUGUUGGUGUCCGUUGGGUUAUAUCAACGUUUUGUGGAGGACAAGAUUCAUCAGUUCAUUGACCUUUGUUCCUUGAGCAAUGUAUCUGUGUUCAUCUUGACACACAGGUGUUACGGAUUCUACAUCCAUGGGAGAAGCGUCCACGGACAUGCUGAUGUGAGCUUGGACACAAUGCUCUCUUAUCUCAGGAAAGAGGAGAAAUGCCGCACAAGCAUCCUUAAGAAUGAUUCAGCUAUCCUUCACGGCAGAGAGACUCGUGGUCCAUCUCAUAAGGCCCGUUUCCUUCAAUGCCACCCUCCAGAGAUGAGGGGGCAGGAAUUCCACACAGUUGAUCUUAGCCAAAAGGCCGAGAAAUUCCCAGUGAACAUUGUUUGAGUGCACAAAAUCUGUCUUGAAACAUAAAACAUUUUUCUCCUUGGCUAUCUGCAAGGGGAAGCUGUAGAUGCCACUAAUGAAACAUGAAUUGCAAUAUUGUGACAUCACCUGCCUUUUGUUAUGCCCAUGGUGUUAUGCCUGGAUGUAAGACGCAAACAUUAUGAUGCAAUGACACACAUUUUCUCGUGCUGGUGAACUCAUAAUCCUUUUAUCUCUGUAGGCCAGCGAGUCUUUCAAACUUAGCUUAGAAGCAAACCCCAUACCAUAUGGACUAGAAGCUGCUUCUUUGUAAUACUUCAUAUUAAACAAAAUUGUUGCAAAAGCAGUUCUGACGCACUUCUGGGGAGAGUAGUGCUAAUUAGCAAUCCCUUAUUCAUGUUUAGGUGAGGGAGCAGCUAGUCUGAAACAAUAAGCUUCCACCUAAAGGCGUAGUAGCUCUGAAAUACCUCCAUUCACCCUCAUUCAGUGGUAGGGACUGCUGAAAGUUAGCUAUAAAAAGAUCUUGAGAUCACUGAGAAAAAUGAUAAAAAGUGCCAAAAAUCUUGGGCAUGUUUUUUGUCAAGGGUGAUCAGAGAGAAAAUUCCCAACUGAACAAAGAAGCAUUUAACCUUGGAUUUAUUGUGGCAAAGAGUUUGUGGCCUAAGAGGACCUCUUGAAGCUUGGGUAGCCGACCAGGGGAACAAAUGCUCCUAUAAAUCUAUCUAGCUCGUUGGGUGUCACGAAACCAUAUUAUUUUUUUUAUUUCUUAGAAGUGAACCCUGGUUGAACUUUCUGAGUUUAGCUCCUUCAAGGAACAGUGGCUGAGUGUAGCCAUCCUAUUUUCUCACUUUCUACUUCAAACUCUAAUUGAAAACUCCCUCUGCGGCUGGAGAUGAGUUCUCAAGCACAGGCGGGUGAAAAUUGAACUGACAUUUCUCCUGCCGAAGGGAAGAAUCAAGUAAAAUAAAUCCAUUUCCCCCCCUCCUUUUCACCGGUGCCUACCAGGAGGCAGGUUUGAACUUUUAAAGUCCAUGAAUGUUCUCC
Crotalus tigris (Tiger rattlesnake) is the source of this 3671-nucleotide messenger RNA. RefSeq names its product meckelin-like. The record is from RefSeq and is a predicted model, not a curated record. The coding region runs from base 552 to 2648 and encodes 698 amino acids. The transcript is spliced from 20 exons. Gene Ontology annotation, cellular component: ciliary transition zone; MKS complex. Gene Ontology annotation, biological process: cilium assembly. NCBI's taxonomy places the organism in Eukaryota, Metazoa, Chordata, Lepidosauria, Squamata, Viperidae.